AGCCGCCUGCCUGCCUGGCCGCCUGUAGUCUGGACCAGGGCGACCGCCGCGUGCAUUGAUGCCGCGGCAUUCAAGGUGGGCGCGCGCGCGCUGCACCUGCACGCACGCACAUGGCACCGCCGCACCGGCGCCGGCUCGCCCCUGCCUGCCUGCCGCAGCGGUGGGCUGCGCCAGCGCCGCGUCCUACCACUACCAGGCUACAGCAGCCUACAGCGCAGCCGCAUUCAUAUCCGCAUUCAUUCCCGCGCGGGGGCAGCCCAUCCUGAUCCUGGGCGGCUAGCCGGCGAGCGAGCGGCGGUUGGUUUGCCCUGUACUGGUUGCUGGUCUGAUGGAGAUCGGCCCGGACCGGUCGCGGUCGCGGCGUGGACCCAACCGGCCGGGCUGUGGAAUCCAACAGGCUCCUAGCUCGUAACCUGGCAACAUUUCCGAUCAGUUGGAAAUCGCGGCCGCAGACCGGGCACACACACAUUCUUGUAACACCGGUUGCACCGUAUAUAAGCACACGCACCGGUAUAGGAGUCACUUCUCGGCGAGCACCAGCCAGCCACCAGUGACGCACCAAGCUUAAGCAGCAGCACGCAGCGCCACCGCCUCCUCGGCUAGCCGCUAGCUGAUCCUUCUCUCCGUCGCCAUGGCGAUGCUGCCGCGGUCUACGGUGCUUGUGGCGGCGGUGGCCGUGGCGCUGGCGUUCGCGAUGGCGGCGGCGCAGGGCCCGGCCGCGGCCCCGGGGCCGGCGCCCGGGAUCAGCGACGAGUGCCUGAACGCGGUGCUCAACAUGUCGGACUGCCUGUCGUACGUGACGAACGGGAGCACGGUGCGGCACCCGGACAAGGCCUGCUGCCCGGAGCUGGCGGGGCUGCUCGAGUCCCACCCCAUCUGCCUCUGCCAGCUGCUCGCCGGAGGCGCCGACUCCUACGGCGUCAGCGUCGACUACAAGCGCGCGCUCGCGCUCCCGGGGAUCUGCCGCCUCACCGCGCCGCCCGUCAGCGCGUGCGCAGCGUUCGGAGUCCCUAUCCCUGCGGGACUGGUGCCUACUGCAGCGCCCUCGCCCAAGUCAUCAUCAGGCCCCUCUCCUUCUAUCGGCCCAGAAGUGCCUGCGAACACGCCGGCCGGCUCGGCAGCGAAGUCGACGAACCACGCCCCGGGCCGCGUCACCGCCGGCGGCCUCGUGGCCCUCGCCGCGCUGCCCCUCGCUGUCGCGGCCGCCGCCGGGAUGCUCUAGACCACCGCCGGAGCUCGCGAGCACCAACAUCCUAGUCUUGUGAUUUCUUUCUUCAUUCUUACCACACAUAUGGUUGUGCAUUACGAUACGUCCGUACAAACAAUUGUUUCCACGCGCGAGAUUCUUCAGGGUUUGUUUCUUUUUCCAUGUAAUAAUUCCUUUCCUUCGGUGUACUGUAAUUUGCUAGAGAUCGUGACGCUGUGUACGUGUAGCAUCUUCUUCGAAUCU
Molecule: messenger RNA, 1450 nt
Organism: Panicum hallii
Lineage: Eukaryota; Viridiplantae; Streptophyta; Magnoliopsida; Poales; Poaceae
Product: non-specific lipid transfer protein GPI-anchored 2-like
Exons: 3
Coding region: 632-1222 (196 amino acids)
Source: RefSeq, a predicted model, not a curated record